ACCACCAGCAUGUCGUUCGCCACCUACUUCAGCGCGCUGCCGCCCUCGCUCUCCCUCGUCGGCUACACCGCCAUCGUCACCGGCUCGUCGUCGGGCAUCGGGCGGCAGACGGCGCUGCACCUGGCGCGCCUCGGCGCCGCCGUCGUCUGUGCCGACCUGCAGCCGGCGCCGCUGCAGGAGCGCCAGGCGGGAGCGGAGCAGCAGGAGAAGCAGGACUGCUAUGAUCUGGCAACGCAUGAGAUCAUCCAGAGGGCCGGAGGCACGGCGCAGUUUGUGCAGUGCAAUGUGACGCGCGAAGAGGACUGGCAGCGCACGAUUGCGGCGGCCGUGGAGCUCGGCGGCGGGCGUCUGGACAUCCUCGUCAACAACGCAGGCAUCGCCAAGUUCAGCGGCGGCAUCCUCCAAGAGACGCUGGAGAUGUACGAUCAGCAGAUGGCGGUCAAUGUGCGCGGCGUCUUCAUCGGCACCAAGCUGGCGCUCGCGCAGAUGGUGACGCAGGCGCCGCGUGCGCUGCCCGCCGACCGCGAGCUGGACCUGGACGAGAUGUCGCCCUCGGAGCUGGAGGGCAGCGGUGCGCGCCUGCGCCCCGCAUACGAGCAGGACAAGCCGACUCCGGCCACGUCGGGCCGCCUCGAGGGUGACACGGGCGGGCGCGGCAGCCGCGGCUCCAUCAUCAACAUCGGCUCGUUGCACGGUUUCAUCGGCGGACCGGGCGAGGCGGCGUACGGCGCAAGCAAGGGCGCCAUCGUGAACCUCACGCGCCAAGUGGCCGGCGACUACGCCAGCGAGCGCGUGCAGGUCAACUGCAUCUGUCCCGGCUACGUCGACUCGGCCAUGACACUCAACGUGCCGCCGGCGCUCGCGGCCAAGCGGCCCACGCCGUGGCCGCACCGCGGAAACGGGCGCGACGUGGCCAAGAGCGUCAUCUACUUUGCGCGCGACUCGCCCUGGUCCACAGGCACGGUGCUGCUGCUCGACGGCGGCACCUCUGCUCGCUGAAGCGGUCCCACAACAAACGAAGAUGAUGCAAAUAGAUAGUUGUCGGUGA
Molecule: messenger RNA, 1048 nt
Organism: Tilletiopsis washingtonensis
Lineage: Eukaryota; Fungi; Basidiomycota; Exobasidiomycetes; Entylomatales
Product: NAD(P)-binding protein
Exons: 4
Coding region: 10-999 (329 amino acids)
Molecular function (GO): oxidoreductase activity, acting on the CH-OH group of donors, NAD or NADP as acceptor
Source: RefSeq, a predicted model, not a curated record